Messenger RNA from Varanus komodoensis (Komodo dragon), 2824 nucleotides. It is a transcript of the gene ERMARD, whose product is annotated as ER membrane associated RNA degradation. The record is from RefSeq and is a predicted model, not a curated record. The coding region runs from base 465 to 2540 and encodes 691 amino acids. The transcript is spliced from 18 exons. NCBI's taxonomy places the organism in Eukaryota, Metazoa, Chordata, Lepidosauria, Squamata, Varanidae.
UCCCGUGGCUGUUAAGCUGAGUGCAGGAACACGCUCGUGUAAGCCGCCGUACUCAAUUCUGGUACCCUCCAAAUGUGUUGGACUACAAGUGCCAUGCUCCCGCAGCCAGCCAAUGGAAGACUACAGUUUGGGAAAGGAGAGUUAUGAAUAUGCAAUUUACGCUGGCCUUCGGGUAGAGGUUGGUUUGCUGUGGAGAUGUACCUCGCCUUUCAAGUUCGUUGCAACCUGAAGUACGUUUAGUGGUGUCUUUUUCCUUUGAGGAAGCCUGGAAUUCGAAAACAGAUACUGACAAAAACGUGAAUAUCUUCUGCGACCUUUUACACCACCAUUUCAUACAAUCCUGAUUGUACGAAAGUUGUGCAGUAUCAGCUUUUCAGAAGUGACUACCAGAGAAAUGCAUUUGCUGAUGAGAUCCGUAAUUUUACAAAUGCAAACAAAAGAAUGCUUAUAGAUUAGAUGCCAUCAUGUUACCAGUUCGGAAGUAUAACUUAAAUUGCAGACUUGUUGAAAUCAAUAUCGAUCUUGAACGGAUGUUGCUGGCAGAUCCGGUCUCUACUUGCCUUUCUUCUGCAGUGCAUUAUAUAGUUUGUGAGGCUGGAUUUGAGAUAAAAUCAAACCCUGGUAUUAGUUGCAUUAUAUCUGACAGUGGUGAGGUGUAUUGGAGAGUGAUCAUAGAACAUGUACGGUAUGAAGAACCAGAUCAAACGCUGGAUUAUGUAGAAAGUGUGAGAUCUUUAGGUCCUUUAUGUGAAUCUGUUCACUUGCAUUUACAAUCCCUUAACAUGAAACAAUUUGAAGACCAGUUAAUGUUGUGGUUCCAAUGGACAAAAUGCCCAGAGAUAUUUCUCAAAAUGUUUGAUGCUAUAAAGAGUUCACAUGCUACAGCAGUUGCACUGAGCUUAAUGAAGCUUACGUCCUGUUUGGAACGCGCUUUGGGUGAUGUGUUCUUACUACUUGGCAAAGAUUGUCCCUUUCUUCUAAGAGACUUGCUCGCUUCUCAGGAGCUGGCUUCAGUAUUUGGACAAUCAGUGAUGGAUGUUCUCAGAGUGUUCAUCGGAUCUCCAAGAGGUCUAAAUCUUCGCAAUAUCUUGUGGCAUGGAUUUGCAUCACCUCUAGAAAUUCCUGUGAAGUAUUCCUCUAUGCUGCUUUUCUUAACAGCAGGCUUGGGGCAACUGCUGAAGAAUUACCUUCUGCAAACACAGUCCACUGUAAUUCAUCGGACUUAUGUAUCCUUCAGUAACAUACAAGAACUACAUGUUUUUCCAGAUCUUAAUCAUGAAGUGUUGUCAUUGGCUGAAGAAUUAGUCAUCAAAUCAAAUAUUGCAUUAAGAACCAUGCAGCCUUUUUGGAUUGCUGCACUAACGGCAUUCAGACAAUCCAGGUAUGCUGACUGUGUUAUACUGCUACUUCCUCAGUUGGAAAGUGGACUCAGAUUGCUUUUUACAAAAUGUAAUAACUGUCCAAACAGACUAAUGACAGCUGAGUCAUCUUCUUUGUACACCACUUUAGAUGAGAUACUAGCAAAACAAUUGAAUAAUGAAGAAACCAAUCAGCUCCUUUUAGUUCUUGGUGAACCAACAAUAGAAUUUCUCUGGGAUUUCCUGAACCACCAAGAAGGUCCACGUGUUAGAGAUCGUCUGAGCCAUGGAGAAUGCAACUUAAAUGAUUUCCCAAGAGCAAUAGGAAAUUCAAUUCUUGCAUUUUCUAUUACGCUUUUGUGCAGAUUUUCCAAGACAGAUACUGCUGCCAUCCAGGAACACCAAUUCCUAAAACCACUAAUAUGCUGUGCAGAGUGCUAUUGUUCCCAGUUUCAUCCAGUAGCCCAACUUAAGAAGCAGGUGCUGAAGUGUACAAAAAGCAUCAGUUCAUGGUCUGAUCUUCCUCUAGUGCCUGAAGAGCAAGUUCAGGAAAUUACAGAGUCUGCAAAAGAUACUGGUGAUGUUCCUUGUAUUUGUGUGGCUGCUGAUAUUUUUUCUCAACUGCAACCCUACUUGCCUCCAAAUAUCAAACUUACAGGUGAACCUGUGAACAAUCCACUAACAGAGAAGUUACUGGCUGAACUGUGCAGGAAGCACAUCUGUCUCCUUUUCUGCCCACGACGUGAGCUAGAAAUCACUGCAGUGCUUCGCCGGAUAAGCACCCAGUGCUAUCACAUAUCCUGCCAAAUAAUUUCUACUUGUGAAGCUAGAUAUAAGCAGUGGAUAGACAAGUCACUACGAUCUCGCCAACGACACAACUAUCUGCGCAUGAGAAGAAGUAUUCGAUUUUUAUCUCCAGUCUUACAACUAAUUUUAAUCUUGAUUAUAUUGGAACUAAUCAAUAUCCAUACCAUCAAUGAAAAGAAUGCCCCUGAGUAUCAACAGUAUCUCAAGUUUCUAAAGGUGAUAUUGCAGUACACCGAAAACUUGGUGACCUACACAAGCCUGGAAAAGAAUAAAUGGGAUGAAACAAUGGAGCUUACACAGAAAGCCUUGCUAAAAAUCAGAACUUUCUUAGGGAAGCAUUUAGCACUUGUGCAGCUAGCUGAGCAAAGGACAUAAUCCUUAUCAGACCUUAAUGGGUUUCUUCAGUAGACCUUUUUGUUUGUCUGCUUUUUGUGAGAUCAAAAUUUGAGAUUUUCUGGGUGUGAGAAUCAACAACACCUACUCGGUAUUCAUGUAUUUUCUCCAUUACGAUGAAUAAUCAGAUUUUCUGAGCAAAAAAAAUAGAACAGUCAGCAGUAAGAAUCAUCCCAAAUGCUGAAAUGGACCAUUCUAAUGUAUUCUUUUUAGAGGAACUUGAGCUAAAAAAUAAGCAAGUCCCCUAUUAAAAUAUGUUGAUUCUG